Malaclemys terrapin pileata is the source of this 1200-nucleotide messenger RNA. RefSeq names its product LYR motif containing 7 (gene LYRM7). The transcript is spliced from 5 exons. The record is from RefSeq and is a predicted model, not a curated record. The coding region runs from base 242 to 556 and encodes 104 amino acids. Lineage: Eukaryota; Metazoa; Chordata; Testudines; Emydidae. Gene Ontology annotation, biological process: mitochondrial respiratory chain complex III assembly.
UCCUGUCCGGAACCAGUGUCCAAGGGACACGGCUCUAUCGGGCACAAAUGGCCGUUGCACCCGGAAGUAGCCUUGCCGCCACUAGUGGAGCGCAGGGAAAAGUUCGGCGCAGGCACGUCCAGUAACGUUCCUUAGGGGAGGCGCUGAGACGCUACCGGGGCUGGAAAGUGACCUUCCGAUUGGCUCCGCAUGAGCGUGGUUCCGCUGGCCUGCUGCGUGUGGCGGGGAAGCUGCUGUGGCGAUGGGGAGUCGGGCGGAGGUUUUGAAGCUUUUCAGAGCAUUGCACAGAACACGACAACAGGUUUUUAAAAAUGAUGCCAGAGCCCUAGAAGCUGCAAGGCAAAAGAUAAAUGAAGAAUUCAGAAACCAUCAAGAUGAGACUUCUUCUGAAAGAAUAGCAGAGCUUAUGAAAAUAGGUUCAGAUGUCGAAGUUCUGCUCAGAACAUCUGUUAUACAGGGACUUCACACAGGUUCUGACAGUCUGAUGCUUAUACCCAGGAAAGAUCUGCUACUAGACAAUGUUCCUUACUGUGAUACUCCACCACGAAAGCUUUGAACCUUCAAGGAAUAAAGUACAUCUUUUUUUAUUUUCUUUUUCUCAAACCAAAAUUAAUUUCCUGGAACAAAAUCCCUGAAAACAAGUAGCUGAAAUCUCUGUGUUCAGACUAAACUUAGAAAAUAUUGAAUCCUUUUGGCAGGAAACAAAGAUUAACUCAAUCCACUGAUUGUACUCUGAACUGGGAAGGUGUGUUUGAGAGAAGCAAGAUUGAUGUCGUGUUUCUUCUCUUCAUUAGGAAGGAUUACAUUUCCAUAGAAACUAAAGUCCUAUAUUGUUUUCUAAAAAUAUCCUAGAUGUACUCUUUUAUCUCUGCCAGCACUGGGUAUUGUCAAGUCUGAAAAAAAGACUCCAGAGAAAAUGUUUCAUUGUCUUUCGGAGGAUUUGCAAUGAUUAAUAAUAAUAAUUACAAAUAGAAGUAGAGUGUUUAGUCCUGAAAAUAUUUAUUUAUAAAUUCAAAUAUAUUGACAAACUGCUGCAAAAUAAUGGUGAAAAACAUUCUAUAAUGUCUAGUUAUCUUUUUAAUUAUAAAUUGCACCACAGACCUGUUUUCUGAAAUUGUCAUUAUCUGUACAAUAGUGCACUGGUAGAUUGAGAGGGUUUUUAUAAGGCACACCUAAAUAAAUUAUCAGCCUUUACAGAUA